Messenger RNA from Salvelinus sp. IW2-2015, 1218 nucleotides. Its product is annotated as spliceosome RNA helicase DDX39B. Bases 91 to 1218 code for a protein of 375 amino acids. The record is from RefSeq and is a predicted model, not a curated record. The transcript is spliced from 9 exons. Gene Ontology annotation, biological process: mRNA splicing, via spliceosome; mRNA export from nucleus. NCBI's taxonomy places the organism in Eukaryota, Metazoa, Chordata, Actinopteri, Salmoniformes, Salmonidae. Gene Ontology annotation, molecular function: RNA binding; RNA helicase activity; ATP binding.
AUGCUCACAGUCGCACGUUGAUUACGUAUUACAAAAACGAUAGCUCUCAUUUGCAAACGCUCUAGCUAAAUUUCUUCACAACGAAUAAGGAUGACUGAGCAGGAUGUGGAGAAUGAGCUCUUGGACUAUGAGGAGGAGGAUGUGGUGGGAGAUCUAUCAGGAGGGGACAUUCUGUCCAUUAAAAAGGAGCGUGUGAAGGGCUCCUAUGUGUCCAUCCAUUCGUCUGGGUUUAGAGACUUCCUGUUGAAGCCUGAGCUGCUGAGGGCGAUAGUGGACUGUGGCUUUGAGCAUCCCUCUGAGGUUCAACAUGAGUGCAUCCCUCAGGCCAUCCUGGGUAUGGAUGUGCUGUGCCAGGCUAAGUCUGGUAUGGGCAAGACGGCCGUGUUUGUCCUGGCCACACUACAGCAGCUGGAGCCUGUCACUGGACAAGUGUCCGUGCUGGUGAUGUGUCACACCCGAGAGCUGGCGUUUCAGAUCAGCAAGGAGUAUGAGAGAUUCUCCAAGUACAUGCCGACUAUCAAGGUGGCAGUGUUCUUUGGUGGCCUGUCUAUAAAGAAGGACGAGGAGGUGUUGAAGAAGGAGUGUCCCCAUGUGGUGGUGGGGACGCCGGGGCGAAUCCUGGCCCUGAUCCGCAACAAGACCCUCAACCUGCGACACAUCAAACACUUCAUCCUGGACGAGUGUGACAAAAUGUUGGAACAACUUGACAUGCGCCGAGACGUCCAGGAGAUAUUCCGUCUGACCCCCCAUGAGAAACAGGUCAUGAUGUUCAGCGCCACCCUGAGCAAAGAGAUUCGCCCCGUCUGCCGAAAGUUCAUGCAAGAUCCGAUGGAAAUCUUUGUUGAUGAUGAGACCAAGCUGACUCUCCACGGGCUGCAGCAGUACUACGUCAAACUGAAGGACAACGAGAAGAACAGGAAGCUCUUUGAUCUCCUCGACGUGCUGGAAUUCAACCAGGUGGUGAUCUUUGUGAAGUCCGUGCAGCGCUGUGUGGCUCUGGCCCAGCUGUUGGUUGAGCAGAACUUCCCGGCUAUUGCCAUCCACCGCGGGAUGCCUCAGGAGGAACGUCUCUCUCGUUACCAACAAUUUAAAGACUUCCAGAGACGUAUCCUGGUGGCCACCAACCUGUUUGGCAGAGGGAUGGACAUCGAGAGGGUCAACAUCGCCUUCAACUACGACAUGCCAGAAGACUCUGACACGUACCUGCACAGAUAUUAA